This is a messenger RNA of Eutrema salsugineum, 912 nucleotides long. RefSeq lists its product as uncharacterized. Bases 105 to 605 code for a protein of 166 amino acids. The transcript has 3 exons. The record is from RefSeq and is a predicted model, not a curated record. NCBI's taxonomy places the organism in Eukaryota, Viridiplantae, Streptophyta, Magnoliopsida, Brassicales, Brassicaceae.
AAAGGGAAAAAAUGCUCUUAUCCAUUUAUCCCGAAACCCAACUCGUCUUAUCUUAAUUACCGCGUUGAUCAGAAACCGUCGUCGUCGUCUCUUUAUCUCUCUAGAUGGCUCGUUCCCUCUCUCUCUCACUUUCUCUCUCUAAAGGCCGCUUCACCGCAGCUGCAGCCUCUCUCCUCCCUUCAUCAAACCUCGUAUCCUUCCGAUCUCAAUCCUCCGAUCGUCGGGCUAGCCACGUCGGCGAUCUUUACGAAAUCGACACCGCCGCCUCUCAAUCGCCGUCGGAUCCUUUGAUCCAGAAGCUCGAGGACGCCGUUCACCGGAUAUUUGUCCGCCGAUCAGCACCUGAUUGGCUCCCGUUUGUUCCCGGUGCGUCGUAUUGGGUCCCGCCUCCUGGAUCUGGAUCUCAGUCUCAUGGGGUCGCACAGCUCGUCGCGAAGCUGGCCAAUCCGUUAACCACCGAGGAAUCUCUCUCCACCAAUUCCUCUCACGGAUGGCCUUCCUCUGAUUAUUUCCUUAAAGGUUUAGGUGCACAACCUCAAUUGAUGAAGACAGAGACCGAGACGACUUCAAAUACUGAGUCUCACUCCGAGGAUGAGGAAGUGUAAAACCGCACUAGUCGUCGAAUCAACCGGCGUUUGGGAAGAGAGGUUGACGUUAGCAGGCCCUUUUGGAUCUGUAGAUUGUCAAGGACACAAGAUGGGACAAUACUGACGACAGAACCGAGUGCAAAGACGCCAUAUAGACGACCAGGUUUCUCGUGACACAAAAAAAGAAAAAAAAAAAAAAAGACGAGCAGGUUUCUUUACUAAUCCCAAAAUGUGUAAAAUUCGAAUAAGAGUAGUUGUUUUAGGCUUGGAGCAAUUCCCUCUUGUUUAAUGUAAUCGUCACGUUUUUAAAAAGCUCUUGUAUAUA